AUGUGUCCCUCAGAGCUGGCGAAGCUGGCAAAGCUUACGACCGACGAACUUGCUGUCAGCAUAAAGCCCAUCCUUCCAGAGCUAUCGCAAAGAAGCUCGCAAGCGGAACCAGCAGCCGUGGCAGCCAUCACAUCUAUCCUCACGCCACAUCCGGGAGACGAUGACAGAGUGACUAAGACCAUACGGGGUCACAUCAUUUACUGCAUCCUUAUUAAGCUGCCCUUCGAGCAACUACAAGCCUAUCAAAACACGGUUGCAGCAGUCAACGCUCAGAACACAGAAACUUCCAAAGUAAAGCCUGACUUUUACUUUGAUAACAUGAAAAGGCUAGAGCGCUUCAUGGUCGAGCCAGAGGCAGUAUGGGUAGCCGAGGACUGGUUGGAUUUGGUCGGCUUCCGUACCCUGGUUGACAGGGUUCAUACUGCUGAGCAAAUGCGACCGUACAUGCGGGACCUGUAUCACUGGCUCGUGGAUAGCGAAUUACCUGACAGCUAUAGCCAAAAGCAGCUCGCUCGAUUUCCAGAGACUGCUGCCGCUGUGGCAGCCGAGAUUAUAAAUGACAUGGUUGCGGGUAAGGAAGCUCUGUCAAAAAAUGCUAGACGCUUGAACAGUUUAAUCAGCAACGUCCUCUUUGUGUAUGUACCUAUGGGGAAGGAUUGGAUGCUUCUGAGAAAGCCUAUAGAGUCCUUAACAGAAGUUCUUAAGGAGGUUGUAAAGAAGGGCGGCUGGAACGACUAUGAGAGCUGCUGGGAGGCUUGUGAGGUGGCUAUCUGA
Messenger RNA from Fusarium pseudograminearum CS3096, 774 nucleotides. RefSeq lists its product as uncharacterized. NCBI's taxonomy places the organism in Eukaryota, Fungi, Ascomycota, Sordariomycetes, Hypocreales, Nectriaceae. The record is from RefSeq and is a predicted model, not a curated record. The transcript is spliced from 2 exons. Bases 1 to 774 code for a protein of 257 amino acids.